GAGGGCCGGGUUGAGGCCGUGCCGGGCGGGCGACACCUGGGCGGCUGCGCUGCCUCCUCCUCCCUCUCACGUAGGUUUCGACUUUCUUCCCCGCCCGGAAACUUGGUGGAGGAACCCGCGUUAUUGCCGCCGUCGCAGGCCGAGUUGGCGCUGGGCUUCCCUCGCCUCCUCCCUCCCCUUCCUGGGGGCCAGCGAGCCCCCCUUCCCGGCGCUACAGAGGUCCUCUGUGAGACAGCGACUACGUGACAAGUUUCCUUGCUGCUGGGCCGAGAGUGCCUGAUGCUGGCUACCAUGGCUGAUCCCACAGCAGAAGAACAUGCAUCCCAAGUUAGUGAACUCUGCUGCGAAUGUGGCCAGUUCCACCUCUUGCUGGACAAUCAUCUCUACAACUUCCAGGAUGAAGUGGACGAUGAACUCAUCUGCCAUAUCUGCCUUCAGCCUCUGCUCCAACCCAUGGACACCCCCUGUGGACAUACGUACUGUUUCAAGUGCCUUGAAAACUUUAUGCAGGAGUAUAACUUUUGUCCUAUGGAUCGGAAAAAGCUCUCUUUCCAGCAGUGCCACAAGUCCAGCCUUCUAGUACGAAACCUCUUGGAUAAGCUGAUUGUCUUCUGUCCUUUCAAGGCAGAGUGUCAGCAGACAAUGCAGCGGUGUGAACUAGAAGCUCAUCUGCAGAACAGGUGUCCUGGUUUCAAGAAAUACAAAUCUGAACUACAGCGGAAAAAGAAUCCCAUUUCCAAAGGGAAGGAGGAUCCCCCUACCAAGGUGGAGACAAACACGCCCAAGGAUCCAGAGGUACCAAGUGGAGGAUCAUCACUUGUGGCAGAAAGCUCUGCAGCUGCCGUGGUAUCACUAGGGACUGCAGAGCCUGGACUGGUUAAUCCAGCUUUUGAGGAGACUGAAGAAGAUCUUCCUCAGAGAACUAGUCUUGUGGCUGAAACGACCACAAUUGAAAUUCAUCGAGAAGACCCAGAGGAAGAGCUGGGGAUGAGGAUAGUUGGGGGUAAAGACACCCCACUAGGAAACAUUGUUGUUCAGGAAGUCUUGCGGGAUUCUGUCAUUGCUGCAGAUGGAAGGAUAGCACCUGGCGACCAUAUUCUUGAGGUGAAUGGCGUCAACAUCAGCAGUGUGACUCACUGCCAAGCUGUCUCCUUCCUGCGCCACCCAGGUCCUGUUCUCCACCUCAUGGUCUUGCAGGAGAAGGGUUUUUCCAAUAAGACUGCACAGCAGGAUUCCACUUCUGCUACGAAUCGGGAAGUGAUCCACGUUACCUUGAUAAAGAGAGACCGAUCUGAACCCUUGGGAAUCAAACUGAUCAGGAAGACAGAUGAGGCAGGGAUUUUUAUUCUAGAUCUGUUAGAGGGAGGUUUGGCAGCCAAAAAUGGAAAACUGAGUCGGAAUGACAGAGUCCUGUCAAUAAACGGCCAGGAUUUGAGGCAAGGAACACCUGAGGCUGCUGCGCAGAUAAUCCAGACUACUGAAUCAAGAGUGAACUUUGUCGUUUUGAGGCAGCCAGGCGUACAGCUGUCGGACCUGGUAGAAGAUGGCAGCACAUCGAAUAACAGCAGCAGCAGCAGCAGUAGCAAUGGAGGAAGCCCUGUGCACCAUCGGAGACGACUGGACCAGAAUCACUAUAGACGAAAAUCUACCUACCAGAAGGAUUUACCUCAGGGAUACGUAAAUCACGAAAAGACAGUUGCAAUAAAAAAGGAACCAAAGGAAUCUUUAGGAAUAACAAUCGGAGGCGGAAGGGACAACAAAAACAAGCUCCCUAUAUACGUAACGAGUGUGCAGCCCAUCGGAUGCCUCUUCAGGGAUGGCAGAAUCAAGCGAGGAGAUGUACUUCUGAGCAUAAAUGGCAUUGAUUUGACUCAUCUGAACUACUAUGAAGCUGUCUCGGCAUUGAAAUCUAAUGCAGCUUCCCACUCAGUCGUACUGAAAGCCUUGGAAAUCCUUUCAUUGAACUCGACAGAGCCAUCUCUGGACAUCAAGGAGCAAGGAUUCAGCUGGUCUCCCCUCUGGAUCACAUGGCUUGGAUUGCCUAGCUACCUUCACUUCUGUCAAGAUAUUGUCCUUAGUAAAGGUAACCUGGAAAGCUGGGGCUUCAGCAUUGUUGGAGGCUUUGAGGAAAGCAAAGGAAACCAGCCAUUCUUCAUCAAAACCAUAGUGCCCGGGACUCCCGCCUUCCGAGACAGGAAACUGAAGUGUGGAGAUGAAAUAGUGGCAGUAAAUGGAGUGCCAGCGAUAGGAAUGAGCAACUCUGAACUAAUCCCGAUGCUGAAGGAACAAAAGAACAAAGUCACACUUACUGUGGUGUCCUGGCCAGGAAGCCUCGUGUGAAAGCUCCACCGAAACACUCAACAGCUUUAGGUAUCAGACAUCAGUUGGCCAUCAUACAAAGCUAAACAUGUGACAAAUAAACCAAGGGAAUGCUGAACUCUUGCUACACACUGUAUUGCCGUGGAAGACUUUUAGCUUUCAUCUUGGAGAAAACAUCUCUUUACUUGUGCUAUCAACAAAUCGGGUUGUUGGAUUCCAAGUAAUGGUUAAUCCAAACAAUUGUUGUAGCUUCCUGGGCUCAUUAAAGCUCCUUAGAAUCGGUGUUACAGAGAAAGCUCUUUUUCCAGCGUUUCUCUACAAAUCACCUUUUGAGGUGCUUGCCUCAAUUUUAAACCUCUGUCUUCCAAUUAAUAUUUUGAACAGGUUAAAACAGGCACGACAGUCUGGUUUCCCCUGCUGGUUUAAUACAGUCCUGCUACUGAUCUCUGACCAUCGUUCUUGGACAUUGAGUCAUUUUAUACACGCUUUUUAAAGCCACUAAUAAAAGCAUGAGGAUGUGGACCUAAUUAAGCAGUUCCUGUAGCCCCCGGUCUUGAUACUUUUAGGUUACUGAAACCUAAAGAAUGUUAAAAAACCAAUUGUAACUGUCAGCCGCCAGCUGAAGAGCUGCUGGGUUAGCGUGCUGGAGCCGUGCUGGCUUGUAUGAAGGCCCUAUCACCAGGGAGCUGUUGCGAAUCCUGAUUUAGGAUCCUACGGAAUGUACCUAUUUGUCACAAAUCCUGAUUUAGGAUCCUGCCGCCUAUGCUGAGUUGUUGCGAAUGGGCAAUUUAGAUGGCUUAAAGAACCCCUGUCAAAGGUAUCAGCGAAAGUGAUUUCAUGGAAAAUAUGAUGUAAAAGUGCAUCUUUAACAGAGUUUGAGGGCAAGGUUCGCUCUUACUUACUAGGCAAACGAUAGAACAAUGAUUCAAAGUUCUCAAGACACAAAUGGAAGUUACCAUAAUACGAAGUUAUGCACAAUAUGGGUCACUUACCAAAGACCUGCCAUUAGCAAAAGGUGUCUCUGCCUCAAGGAGCAACCUUGAGGUGCGUCCCAGUUCAAGGGGAGACCACUCCACGCAGCCAUGGAGAAGGUACGCACGAGACUCCUUGUACACACAACUGUCUUUGUUCCGUGAUAAAUGAGUUGUGGAAAAGCUGCCGGCUGCUCACGUGCUAACGGCGUGAUGGGUGUGCCAGGCUCACACGCAGGGAUGCUCGCUGUGGCACUGCUCCCUUGUGGGUUUUCACAGAACAGAUGGGAACCAGAGGAGUUCUUGGGCCCAGUUAGGGCGUAGGCCUUUACCCUCUCUGGAGCCUGACUCAAACUACCACUGGUUUGGUUAAGGAGUCGAGCGCAUCCAUUGCAGUAGCCAGAGAUAAGGAAUUUAUUUCAUUUUCAUCUCCUUCCUCAGCUUGGUUUCCCUGGUUUUAUGACGUGGUAAAAUGACCAGCUUGUCCUGCAGAAGGCAGAUGAUUAAGUAACAGGCUUGUGACAAGAAACCUCUGUCCCAGGAUGCUCAUUUUUAUCAGUUUCCCACUGAUCCGAUGCGGAGUUAAGGCAAGGAGGGGAGGAGGUACCUGACAGAGCACCUGUCCUGGGAGGCACGUGAGACGAGCUCCUGCAGUUCUGUCCAUGUCCCUCUGGCAGCUGGAGCAAACUGUCAGCUCCCCGGAUCAGGGCAAGCUCAGGGGCCCCAGUUUGGCUUCGGUUCAAAUCCAGUGUGUGGUUACAAUUUGGAAUAAAAGAACCGAAGCCAAGGCAGGGUGGUUUGAUCUGUGACACCUCGCCACGUUCCCACCUGGAGACUCCAUGUGAAGACUCCUUUUUUAGAAUGCUGUUAAUCAGCAGUGGAAAGGACAGAUCUUCCUCACCCUGGGUUACAUGGAGAGACAUUGUCUCUUACGCCGUUUCUCCUGUACCUUUUAUGGGGCCAGUUCUGCUUACGAGAAUCAAAGGAGUUUCUCUCCUCUGUCAAAACGCUACCUAGAACGAAUGGUUAAUUCCUUGUAGUAAACUGGCUGCAGGUAAGUGCCCAGCAUUGUCUUAAGCAGUGCUUUUCUUAGGGCUGGCUACUUCCUAAUUAGCGCUGACUGCCGUGUAGGAUCGUUCCUUGCUCGAUGACUUAGUUGUGGACAUACAGAGUGACGUCGCGUCCUUCGGCUGUUAGCUGACAGCAGGCUGUAGCAGGGCCUGUUACCACAGCCCACGGUACAGAAACAGCUUAGGAUUCCGUCCUCCCAACAGGUUCCCUGGCACACGCUGUGGCCGCUUUGGUUGAUAAACACCGCUGGGGACUCGACAGAACACCAGAAACUGGGUGGCCAGCUGGGCUCUGGGGCCUUUUUUCCCCCCGUUGUUUCCUACUGAACGCUGACAGCAAAAGGCGUGAAAGGGCAGAAAGGUGCCUGUGGAAAACCCGUCACUCGCCCUCCGUCUGACGCAGAGGAACAGAAAAACCCAAAGCAGUUUUUGUCUCUUUCCAAUCAAUGUGCAGAAUCCGUGCCUGGUAUGGGACGGUAACUACUCGUGUAGAUAGAGAGAGGGCGAUUCCUGCCCAGGAGCCCCAAACGGCGCCUGUCUGGAGUCCAGCAGGAAAAAGCCACGCGCUGGGGUCAGAGGGUGCAAGUGAAGAGGCGGCUGCAGACGGCAGCGUGAUUCCUACUCCUGCUCCGGCUGGUUUCAAGGUGCCUUCAGCUUCACCAAGAUGUCCUAGUAAUUUAAAUAUUGUCUCCAAGAUCAGCUUGUUAAUAGAUGUUUGAUUUGUUUUGAUGACUUUAUAAAUUAUUGUGAUAUUACUGAAAAA
Messenger RNA from Chroicocephalus ridibundus (black-headed gull), 5123 nucleotides. Its product is annotated as ligand of Numb protein X 2-like. The coding region runs from base 280 to 2340 and encodes 686 amino acids. NCBI's taxonomy places the organism in Eukaryota, Metazoa, Chordata, Aves, Charadriiformes, Laridae. The transcript is spliced from 10 exons. The record is from RefSeq and is a predicted model, not a curated record. Gene Ontology annotation, molecular function: metal ion binding; ubiquitin-protein transferase activity; protein binding.